AUGAAUGCUUCGGGUUCAUCAACUGCUAGAAGUUAUGAAUUCGGAGGCUUCUAUACUUCUCGGGGAAGUAAAAAUCGAGUAGUGGUAACACCUGAGCAAGUAACUCAACUAAAACAAGAGAUAACACAAAUGCAAGCAGAAAAGGUAUCACUUAAGUCAAAAAUUGUAAGAAUGCGACAAAUAAUCAACAAACAUGGCGUAAUGAUUAACAAUGUUCUCUCUGAGGGCAAAGAGAGACAAAAAUUACAAACUGCAACUCCUUCAGCGAUCCAACAUCUUUCAAAAACAAUUGAACAGUUCAAAAAUACAAAGAUUGCUCGUGCAAAAGUACUAAACGAUCUUAAAAAGAGUGAUCAAUAUUGGAAAUCUGUAGAAAUCGAGGGAGAAAUAAUUUCACUUUACCAAGAACAAGUUCGACUCGAGAAUGAAGUUAACAACAAUUGCAUCCAACUUACACAAGCAAAAACAAGAGUUGCAUCUGUUUUUGAUUUCAUUGGCUCUGCAAAUGAGAUGAAUGAAAAUAUAGACGAAUGCAAGUCUGCUAUAACGAGUCUAAACAAAAAGCUAGCAUCUUACAGGCGAGUUAAGCAGAAAAACCCAAAUCCUCUUCCAGAAUCUCAAAUUCGAAAGAAUAUAAGCAAUCUCAAGAUGAAAAUUGCUGUAGAAGAAGUUUCGACCAAGAAAACAGAAGAAAACGCUGAUCAAGCCAUUAGAGAUUUAGAUCAAAUAAUAGAUGAUAUGAUUGCUCGAAUUCGCGAUGCAAUAUCCAAAAAGGCUAUAUAG
This is a messenger RNA of Trichomonas vaginalis G3, 783 nucleotides long. RefSeq lists its product as uncharacterized. The coding region runs from base 1 to 783 and encodes 260 amino acids. The record is from RefSeq and is a predicted model, not a curated record. The transcript has a single exon. NCBI's taxonomy places the organism in Eukaryota, Parabasalia, Trichomonadida, Trichomonadidae.